AUGGAUCUACCGGUCUAUGCCGCAGAGCGCGAAGGAGCUGCUCAUGCUCCUCGGUUUAGAUGUAAGGUCACAGUCUGUGGACAGACUUUCCAGAGCCAAGAUUUCUCUCCGACGUUAAAAGCGGCUGAACACGCCGCUGCAAAAGUAGCAUUGGCUUCAUUGACGCCGCUGAAUCCAGAGGGAAUUGAUGUUGCUUACAAGAACCUCUUACAAGAAAUUGCUCAGAAGGAAAAUUAUCUUUUACCAGUGUAUGCAAGUGCCACAUCUGGUCCAUCACAUAAGCCUACUUUUGUUUCAACUGUUGAGUUUGGUGGCAAGUUUUUCACAGGAGAAGAGGCCAAAACCAAAAAGUUAGCCGAAAUGAGCGCUGCUAAAGUCGCAUUCAUGAGUGUCACAAAUAAUAUUGUAGGGAACUCGAACCAGACCUCAUCGCCUUCUUUGCCUUGUGAGAGACAAGAAGCUGCCAGUUCAAAUGAGAAAAGCACUCAACAAGAGAUCCCUUCCCAACCUUCCAAGAAGAUAGCGACCGUGACCCCUGAUGUCCCAUCGAAGUGGAUUGAAGUUUAUGAAGAUGAACUUCCAGAUGUUGUAAAUCCACCAGACGAUGUUGUUGCUUCGCCUGUGCCUCAGAAUCCUACAGACGAUAGUACCCUUAGUGCACCGGCUACUAUAGAUAUAGAGAUGAUGAACAACGUUUCUUGUGCAUCUUUGCCUAUGCCUGAGAGUGUCACAAACGGUGGUGAUGAAACAACGCCAUGUGGAGAAGAGGUGGAGAAGAAGCUGAUAAUGGGAACAGGGCACCUGAGUAUACCAAGUGGUCAACAUGUGGUUUGUCGUCCAUGGAAGCCGGAGAUGACUCUUCCUCAAGACGCGGAGAUGCUAUUUAGGGACGAUAGGUUCAUUGCUUAUCGUCUCGUGAAGCCCUGA
Messenger RNA from Microthlaspi erraticum, 927 nucleotides. NCBI's taxonomy places the organism in Eukaryota, Viridiplantae, Streptophyta, Magnoliopsida, Brassicales, Brassicaceae. The record is from the annotation of a GenBank genome assembly.